Messenger RNA from Calidris pugnax (ruff), 771 nucleotides. RefSeq names its product profilin-3-like. Gene Ontology annotation, cellular component: cytoplasm. The record is from RefSeq and is a predicted model, not a curated record. Gene Ontology annotation, molecular function: actin binding. The transcript has a single exon. NCBI's taxonomy places the organism in Eukaryota, Metazoa, Chordata, Aves, Charadriiformes, Scolopacidae. Gene Ontology annotation, biological process: regulation of actin filament polymerization; actin cytoskeleton organization; positive regulation of actin filament bundle assembly. The coding region runs from base 364 to 771 and encodes 135 amino acids.
GGGUCCCAUGCCCUUGGGGCGUCUUCCCGUACCAAAACCCAUGAGAGCUGCUCCAGAGCCCCCCUGGGGUGGUGGGGAUGUGGCUUUGUGGGACACCUGGCUGCUAGGCAACUAUGACAGCAUAGAGCUGGCCAAAGCGGUGGAUGCUGCCAUCCUCACAGGUCUCUCCUCACGGGUCUCCCCUCACGGUCUUCCCCUCAGCGCAAGAGCAAGUUGCUUUCCCCCAACUCCCCCCUUCAGGCCUGAAGGUCAAGCUCACAAACUGAAAUAUUUAGGGUCAUUGUGCCAAGAUUCAAGUCCCAGCAGGCAGGAGACAGGGAAGCUCGGUGUUGGGCAUUUCUGAGAGGUUCAGGCAGCCCGGCCAUGGUGGAUUACUGGACAUACUACCUCAGCGGCAUCCUGGCAGACAGGAACGUUGAAGAUGUGGCUAUCGUGGGCCUCUCUGACAAUGAGCACCUGUGGGCGGCCAAGCCAGGAGGUGUCCUUGCAACCAUCUCGCUUCAAGAAGUGGGCUUGAUCACAGGCUGGGAUAGGAAAACGUUCCUGCUAACGGGAAUCACUGUUGCUGGCAAAAACUGCAGUGUGAUUCGUGACAACCUGCUGGUGGAUGGAGACAACGUGAUGGAUGUCAGAAGCAAAGGCAGUGACAGCAGAUCCAUCUGUAUUGGCAAGACCCCCGAAGCCCUGAUCUUCCUGAUGGGCAAGAAGGGAGUCCAUGGAGGAGCCCUCAACCAAAAGGUCCACUGUAUGAUUGUGGGCAUGAAUGCAUGA